CUGAUCGAAUCUCUAGUUUCAGACUUGACUCUCUCUGGUUACUGUCUCGAGAUACAUGCAAUUUUGGCUCUCUACGCAAAUUUGACGGAGAACCGAUUGAUCUUCGUACUGCUAUGUUGAGAUAAGAUUGAAAUAGGAGAUAAGGAAAGUCCUAGGAGUUAUCUAAAAUACUAAUGUCUAUCGUGAUUAGGACUUUAGAAUCAUAUAUAUAUGGAGAUGCCGAUAUGUGGUAUAACAUAUGAGUUGUGAGAUUGAGAGCUUUAGUUUUUGAGUUAGUUUUCUAAAGCAUUGAGUGAUUAAUAAGAGAAGGACUUCUUAUUAAAAUUGUUUGUGAUUCUAUAUUUGGUAUCAGAGCCAUAAAGAUUAUUGAUGUUCGUUGCUGUUCGUGUGAUCAGAGGAGAAGCUUGAAGAUCAUUGAAGUUACGAAGAAGAAGAUGACCAUGGUUGAUGAUGAGAAGGAAGAACAAUUUGAGAUAAAACCUGUUCGGGAUGCCGUUACUACAAUACACGCUGGAACUGAACAAGUAAAGGAAUCUAGGUCGCAAAACCCGAUGGAUGAAUUUGAGAGAAUCAAUGAAGAGGAGGAAGAACAAGUUGAAGCAAGAGGUAGUGGACGAUCCGGUAGCUAUAAGAGCGGUUCAUACAAGCAAAGGCAUGAUAAAGAGAGAUAUGCGUACAUUGAUAAAGAGAGAGCUAUAUUUCUUCUUCUGUAUUAUCAAUGUAAUAAGCUCAGACAUUAUGCAUCAGAUUGUCUUGAUCGAUUGCUUAAGAUUCAAGAAGCUAACCCAAAGAAACAGACGGAAGAGUGGUUGAUAGCUCAUAAUGAAAUCAGUAAGCUUCAUGAGGAAACAAUAAAACGCUUUGUAAAAGCCAACAAAACUAUGGGAGACCGGAGAGUAAAGAAGAAGAAGAAAGUUGUUGUUGGAGAAGAUGAAGAGAAUGAGAUAGCUGAGGAAGCAGAAGCUGAGCUUGAUGUGGGAAUACCUGUUGUCGUGUCUGAAAAUAACAAGAACAAGACUGGCGUUGUUCUUAUACUUGAGAAGACCUCUCUCGAAGUUGCCAAAGUUGGAAAGACUUACCAGCUAAACCCUGACGAUCAUGCUAAUUUCUUGAGGAAGAAUGGCAGAUAUUCUGCUCAUUACAGACCAGACAUCACUCAUCAGGCUAUUUUGAUGAUCUUGGAUAGUCCGGUCAAUAAGGCUGGGAGAUUAAAAGCGGUGUACAUUAGAACAGAGCAAGGUGUUCUUUUUGAAGUUAAGACACAUGUUUGUAUACCAAGAACUUACAAACGUUUUGCUGGAAUCAUGUUGCAAUUGCUUCAGAAGCUUGACAUUAGUGCAGCUGGGAGGAGUGAGAAGCUUAUGCGGGUAAUCAAGAACCCGGUGAAAGACCACCUACCGUCUAACUGUAGAAAAAUAGGCUUCUCGUGUACCUCUGAGAAGCUGGUCAACCUGCAGAAGCACUUAUAUACUGUUUCUUACACAUUUGUUCUUACCACGAGAAACAAGGUUGCUUGCUGUUCCGAGAAGAAACAGAAAGAAGAGAUUGUUGAUAUCGACUCUGCUUAUGAUAAGGAUGAUCUUGCAGCUGUGGAAUAUGUGGAAGAUAUCUAUAGAUUUUACGAGUCUGUCGAGAGUAAAUGGCGUCCAAGCGAUUACAUGAGGUCUCAUAAUGAGAUUAACGAGAAGAUGAGAAUGAUUCUGGUUGAAUGGUUGGUAGAUGUACGUAUCAGAUUCUUGAAGCCAAACCCUGAAACGUUUGACCUCACCCUGAACAUCAUUGAUCGUUUUUUCUCUGGAAAACCAGAGAAAACCUCAAGAUUUAUGGAAAUAUGUCUGGUUAAUUCAACGGUGGAUAUGCUUGUUGACUCAGAGAAUAGCGUUUGUGAGAAAACAUUACUGGUUCUAGACGCAAUUUGCGAAUGUACCAAAUGGAGGACGAUAGUGAGAGGAAACGAACUGGUGAACAAGAUAGUGAAGAUUUCAGAGUCCGGUAAGAAAUAUUUGGUUUCUGUGCUAUGGAAGAUUGGUAAAACUGGAGAUGACACUGAGGUUGAAGAAGCGUUGCGAUUAGGUACGUUUAAAAUGUGUGUUGUGAUGUUACAAAUUGGAUGUGGAAAAGAGACGAAGGAGUAUGAUAAGAUGCUAAAAGCUAUUUCUGAUUAUAUUUACUACGGAGGUGAGGACUCAGAAUUACAGAGUAAUGAAGAUGAUGGAAAAUCAGUUAAGGUUACAGUUAAAGGCAAACAGAGAAGGACCCACUUCGAGUUUGACGGCAACAGAUACAAACUAGAGGGUCCGAUGCUACUUGUUUCAGCAGACAAAAAUCACAAAAAAUAUGUUGUCUUUAUCAAGGGUAUCAUGCAAACAAAAGAUGGAAGCAUGAUGGUUCUGGAACAGUUGUUUUACAGACCAGGAGAAGCAGAGAAAAAGUGUUGCGGAAACUGGCAAUCAAGUGACACAAGAGAACUGUUAUACAGUUUCCAUCGUGAUGAGGUGCUAGCAGAAACGGUAAUGCACAGAUGCCUGGUGUAUUUUGACAUUACCCAGAAACACAAAGUUAACUCUGUUUUUAUCAUACGGAAGGUCUACGAUACCGUUGAGAAGAAGCUCUGGAAACUGACUGAUAAAAAAUGUGAAAACACAAAGCAACAUGUCCAAGUAAAAAAAUCAAUGGUGCAUUUGGGUUAUCUUUCUGAGCUUGAACCUAAGGAAGUUCAAACUGAUCUAGAGAAUCUGUUGAAAGCUAAAAGAUCUUUCCGGAAAGUAAGCUUAACUUCUGUUAAUGUCAGAAAGGAGGAAAGGGUUGCAUUGAGGAGUCAACACAAAACUGAUGUGGAAGUGCUAAACCGAGAGCAUGAAGAAACUGUGAAUAAAACGGAGAAGGAGGAUUCAAAGUGGUGUAGUAAGGUACGGCACGGACGAGUUGACCUCUGUUUGGGCAUUGAGACGCAGAAAAAAGAGCUGGGGUAUUGUAUUAUUGACAAACGAGAAGAACUUGUAACCUCUUCAAGGGAGAGAGAUAAGUUUUUAGAGCAAGAGAAGAAGUUGGAAGAGGAGCAUAUACAGUUUCUGAAAUUAGCAAAGACAGAACACGUCCAAGUAGAACUUAAGAGGUUAGAAAAUCUGAACGUUGCAUUAUUUAAAUGGAAGAUAGCAGUGCGUUUCAACAUGAGUAAUAAGGAAGAAAGUGGAAUGGAGAAUUAUAGUAUGAUACAUACACUGAUGGAACAGCAAAGUGACAGCGAUACUACAAGAUGCCUGAGGAAUGUCGGCUGUUGUAAGAUCAGACCGGAGCUAUCUUGCUGUGUGAGGAUGACGAGACAAGAUAUGCAAAGAUUUGAGGGGUUUCGCAGAACGGUGAUGACGAUACAUGCAACUGUUGAGGUACCAAUUAUUGGAGAUAUUGGUAGAGGUCAUCGAACUGAUCUGGAUGAUGGCAAGAGCGUGUCAGGACAUAUAUUUUAUAGUGGUGGAAGAUCAACUACGUGGGGUUCAAGCAAACUAGAGACUGUUUUUUUACCAUCAUGUAAAGCUAAAGACAUGGCAGGGACGGAAGCUAUGGAACAAGCUAUAUGGCUUCGAAACUUACAUCGGCGUGAACAGAGAAGAGAUAACUUGAUGACAGCAUUCGGGAAAUUGAAGCUUAAGGAGAUGAGAGAUAUUGAUGAAGACUUGUCGAAAAUGAUUUCAAGCUUAAGGGGGAGAAUGUUGAGAUAAGAUUGAAAUAGGAGAUAAGGAAAGUCCUAGGAGUUAUCUAAAAUACUAAUGUCUAUCGUGAUUAGGACUUUAGAAUCAUAUAUAUAUGGAGAUGCCGAUAUGUGGUAUAACAUAUGAGUUGUGAGAUUGAGAGCUUUAGUUUUUGAGUUAGUUUUCUAAAGCAUUGAGUGAUUAAUAAGAGAAGGACUUCUUAUUAAAAUUGUUUGUGAUUCUAUAUGCUAUGGCUUCAGGCCUGAUAUCUGAUCUUUUAUUAUGGGCUUGGGCUAGAACUUUGGGUGGGACUACAGUUAUAUAGAUGCUAUAUAAACAUGGCUUGUAAAACGUUUUUUAAUUUCUCUAUUAAUAUAUAUG
Molecule: messenger RNA, 4070 nt
Organism: Raphanus sativus (radish)
Lineage: Eukaryota; Viridiplantae; Streptophyta; Magnoliopsida; Brassicales; Brassicaceae
Exons: 1
Coding region: 435-3719 (1094 amino acids)
Biological process (GO): rRNA base methylation
Cellular component (GO): nucleolus; small-subunit processome
Molecular function (GO): rRNA binding; rRNA (pseudouridine) methyltransferase activity; chromatin binding
Source: RefSeq, a predicted model, not a curated record